Tetranychus urticae (two-spotted spider mite) is the source of this 2863-nucleotide messenger RNA. RefSeq names its product CDK5 and ABL1 enzyme substrate 2. NCBI's taxonomy places the organism in Eukaryota, Metazoa, Arthropoda, Arachnida, Trombidiformes, Tetranychidae. Gene Ontology annotation, biological process: regulation of cell cycle. The record is from RefSeq and is a predicted model, not a curated record.
CUGAUUUCAAAGCAUUUCAGUUUGAGGAGAGAGAGCAGUGCUUUGCUUUUGCUUCUCUCUCUACUUUUGCUUCACAACUAUUCUGUCUAUAAAUAAUUUAUUGAUUAUUUCAAGAAAUCAUAGCCACCAUCAUCUUUAUUUAUUGUUGUAACAAUCAAAUUUAAUUCUAGUGUAUUGGUUGUAAUCUUCCAGUUUUGUUUUGAGUUUAUAGUGGUCUUAUAUCUUUACUUUUUUCUGUUGUGUGUACAUUUGAUGGCAACGGUUCUCAAAAGGCAAGAAUCAAGGAGAAGGUUAGCAGCAAUCACUUUCCUUUCCAACAUUUCAUUGGAUGGUACCCACCGGGAUACAAAGUUGGCCCCAUUUGUUAUAAAUAACAAUCGAGAUAAUUACCUAGAAGGCUCAUUUGCUUACAACAGUAAACCAUAUCAACCUACAUUUCCAUCAUCUGAUCACCAACAUAAAGAGUCUCACCAACAACUAAGCGGUUUAGUGCCACUUCACCAGCCAGAAGAUAAACAAAAUCAACAUCCACAAGAAUUAGAGAAUUCAGAGAUCCAUUUGCAAAGACCAGACCGAAAUAAUUCUGACUCUUUAUGGUCGGGCAAUUGCAGUACAGAUUUGAACGCGUCUAAGUUUGGUAAAAUAGAUGAAAAUGGUGAAUUUAAUGAUGUAUCACCUUCACAUUCAAGACGACAAAGUUGCUCAUUUCCUCUCGGUCAUCAUUCUUCAAAAGAUAUCCGAAACUCAGUUGAUCCUAGUGAAAAAGCUGCUAAUUCAGAUAUUCGAGGUGUUUUAUCAUCGGUUGGUAGCUGCAAACGUAGUCGACACAAUUUGUUAUCAUCGUCAAGUAUCUUAAAUCAUCAGUUGAAUAGCUGUGAAAGCAAAUUGUCAAUUGCAACUCAACAAUCUCUCAGAUCGAGAAAUGGUUCUUUGAAUAGAGGUGGAAAUGAUGUACCUCUGAACUCUGGUAAAGCUACUACUGAGCAACGACAUCAGGUUCGCUUCCAACAUUCAUUGAGAGAGCAAACAGUUCAAAACGAGAAAAUAGUGUUUGUCGCUUCGAAAAGGGCUCCGGUUGCCUUAUUUUCAUACAUACCCUUUUCAAGGAAAUCUAACAAUUCACUCAACAGAGAAAUAAAACAGGACUUAAUAAAUAAAAGAAGACAUGGACCUGGAAGUGUCAGACAAUUGUCCACUAUCAGUGAUGGCCCAGACCCAACCGAUGUGUGCAUGGUUGGAUUCGAGAAACCUUCCGAUGGACUGGAAGUUUCCUAUUCAAAUUUACUUAGUCCAACAAUUAAACUAAUUCAUGGUAAAAAGGCUAAAAUCCACACAACGGAACAUAAUUUUGUCAACCGCUGUAUGUCUUAUGACUCUACUGCUGCAUACUCUGGAAAACAAUCUGUUAUAAAUAAUCACUAUCUAUUGCAUCAAUUAACUGCACCUUCGGUAUUAAAUGACUCUGAAUCAAAUCUUUUAAGAGACAAACAGCAGUAUUAUGGGUACCCUACAGCCUUUCUCAAGUACAAUCCAGAUAUUCUUGAUGAUCCAGAAUUGAUUACUGGUAAACAUAGUACUCUAUUAGAUUUUCCAUCCUAUUUGACUUCGAUAAUAAAUUACGUUAAACCUUCCGAUCUUAAAAAGGAACUGAAUGAGAAAUUCAGAGAAAGAUUUCCAUACAUCCAGUUAACCUUAAGUAAAAUGAGGAGUUUAAAACGAGAUAUGUGCAAGAUUGCCAAGCAUGAGGGUAAUAUUGAUUACUUAACUGUGGCUCAGGCGUAUGUUUACUUUGAGAAAUUGAUCCUCAAAUGUUUAAUCAAUAAACAAAAUCGGAAACUUUGUGCUGGCGCUUGUUUACUUCUCUCUGCGAAGUUAAAUGACAUUAAAGGAGUCGAACUUAAAAAACUAAUUGAGAAAAUCGAGAAUACAUUUAGAGUGGAUCGUAAAGAUUUAUUUGCUAUUGAGUUUACCGUUCUUGUGGCCCUUGAAUUUGGUCUACAUUUACCCAUCAACGAAACUCUUUCCCAUUACCAGAGACUCAUGUUUGAAACUUAAUCAUUGAUAACCAGCCAAUAUCAUCUUCAUCUUUAUGUCAUCUUCAUCUUAACAAUGUAAAUACUGGGAUGAAUACUAGGACUGAUGGAGUCAAAGUUUUCCUUUGCCACGCUUUUGUAAGCUCAGCUAAGAUUGAGAUUUCAAGAUUAUUGUUAAAGUAAUCGACAAAAUGCUUAAUAAGACGGCAAACUACGUCAUGGAAUAGUUAAUGUGUUACUGAUAUGGUCCAUUGAAGUGAUCCUAUCGUCAUAAAAUGAUCACUUGCAAUGACACACGAGGAUCAUGCUAACUAUUACCACCAAUAAGACGGAAUCAUUCAAAUCUUCUUUCAAGUUCAAUUUUCGUUUCAUCUUGUCUAUACGUGUUGUUAUCAAAAGUCGAAUAACAGAUUAUACCUGGAUUUAACAGAAAUUAAGAUGCCUUGUACUUAAUUCCAAUCCAAGUGGAAUCUGUAUUAGAAGUCAAAAUUGUUGAUCAUUAUAUGCCAAACUAUUUGUCUGGAGAUUAGUGGAAAAGUCAGAAAUUAUCCCUUUGAAACACGUUGAAAAAUGUCUUUUAAUUCAUUGUUAUUCUUUUACAUUUUAAAAUUCAGAUGGUUUAAUCUAUUAAUAUCUAUUAUCCUCAUUAUUAUUAUUAUUAUUAAUUCUUAUUGCUAUUAUUAUUACCAUUAUUCUAGAUAUGUAUUCUACGUUGAACUCUGUCAAAGAAAGCAUUAUCGAUGAGAAAAUAUAUAAAUAUAACUUCUUAUACAUGAUUGAUAAAUUAAUUUAGAAAUUUGUUCACAAAUUAAAGUUUAUAUUUAAGAAAA